Habropoda laboriosa is the source of this 1244-nucleotide messenger RNA. RefSeq names its product band 7 protein AGAP004871. The coding region runs from base 64 to 957 and encodes 297 amino acids. The transcript has 10 exons. NCBI's taxonomy places the organism in Eukaryota, Metazoa, Arthropoda, Insecta, Hymenoptera, Apidae. The record is from RefSeq and is a predicted model, not a curated record. Gene Ontology annotation, cellular component: plasma membrane.
UCAACGAUACGCAACAAUCGACGCAAGGUGGCGAGAUUCGAAUCCCGUGUGAGUCCUAUUGACAUGUCCAUUCCUAUGGCAACUUUAAGCAAUGGAAUACAGAUGAACACGCGACCGGAUGAUAUACAGAAUCGCGUAAUCGGCGUGGAAGAAUACGCGCCACCGGAUGAGAGCGUGUGCAAAAGUAUUCUCGUGGCACUAUCUUGGGUUGUCGUGAUUCUAACAAUGCCUUUUUCCCUACUGAUUUGCUUCAAGGUGGUACAGGAGUACGAGAGAGCGGUGAUAUUUCGUCUAGGACGACUUCUUAGCGGUGGUGCUAAAGGACCCGGCAUGUUCUUCAUCCUGCCCUGCAUCGAUAAUUAUGCCCGAGUUGAUCUACGAACGCGAACGUACGACGUACCGCCUCAAGAGGUACUGACGAAAGACAGUGUGACGGUAUCGGUUGACGCAGUGGUAUACUAUCGUGUGAACAAUGCAACCAUUUCGAUUACGAACGUGGAGAACGCGGAUCACAGCACGAAACUGUUGGCUCAAACUACGCUACGGAACACCAUGGGAACUAGACCGCUUCACGAGAUCCUCAGUGAGCGUGAAACGAUCUCCGGAAAUAUGCAGGUCUCGUUGGACGAAGCUACGGAUACAUGGGGAAUAAAAGUGGAACGAGUGGAAAUCAAAGAUGUACGAUUGCCAGUCCAGUUGCAGAGAGCUAUGGCUGCGGAAGCUGAAGCUGCUCGCGAAGCUCGCGCCAAGGUAAUCGCAGCCGAGGGUGAACGAAAAGCCAGUCGUGCGUUGAGGGAAGCGUCGGAGGUAAUCGGAGAUUCUCCUGCAGCGUUGCAGCUUCGCUACUUGCAAACUUUGAACACUAUCUCGGCGGAGAAAAAUUCAACGAUCGUAUUCCCCUUACCGAUCGAUUUGUUGACCUAUUUCAUGAAAGCGAACGUCGCCAAUAAUUCUUAAUACCUCACUACACCUUCUUAUCUAUUCUAUUCUUAUCCUACUGGUAACGGUAAUGAAAUUAUCGAUAUUUCACUAAUUCGAUCACGGAUUUCGGACGUUAAAUAUGAUAAUAAAUAUGACGGCUCGAUUUAACAUUGGCUAAAUAACUGUCCGGCUAAAUAUUAUAUACGAGAAUAGUAUCCCGUUCAAGGAUAGAGCUGAUCGUUGUGGACAUGGAAAAGAUCAGCAAGGCUCGAGGUAAAGAAUAGGCAUAAGAACGAAAUAGAUUCGUCUCCGGAUAAAAAUGA